Ochotona curzoniae (black-lipped pika) is the source of this 4095-nucleotide messenger RNA. Its product is annotated as toll-like receptor 13. The transcript has 2 exons. The record is from RefSeq and is a predicted model, not a curated record. Gene Ontology annotation, cellular component: membrane. Lineage: Eukaryota; Metazoa; Chordata; Mammalia; Lagomorpha; Ochotonidae. Gene Ontology annotation, biological process: immune response; toll-like receptor signaling pathway; inflammatory response. Gene Ontology annotation, molecular function: protein binding; transmembrane signaling receptor activity. Bases 113 to 2965 code for a protein of 950 amino acids.
UUCUCAAGAGAGAAGAUCCUUAUCCGAGAGAGAAUUGGGCUACAGAAAGAUGAAUGGAAGGGUCGUGUUCUAAGAGCUACUCACAGUAAUUCUGAGGCCUGGGAUUACCAAGAUGGGCUCGGAGAACCUCUUGCCUGCUCAGCGGCUCUGGCUUGUUUUAGCUGGGCUUUCCCUGCUGCCUCUGAUGGAGCCAUAUGGAUUCAGAAAAUGCACGCAGUACGCAUUUGACAUCCACCACGUGUUCUGCAUCCGGAAGAAGAUCACCAAUUUGACAGAUGCCAUUAGUGACAUCCCGGGAUAUACCACUCACCUCAACCUCACGCACAACUCUGUUCAGGUCCUUCCUCCCCACAGCUUCGCGAAUUUGCCUGCCCUGGUGGACUUGAGACUGGAGUGGAAUUCCAUUUCGAAGAUUGGUGAGAGGGCUUUCUGGGGACUUAGCAACCUGACCCUCUUGAAUUUAAUAGAAAAUAAGAUUCGAAGUGUGAUGGAUGUGUUUCAGGGCCUGUCCAAUUUGGAAACCUUGCUCCUGAGUAAUAAUAAAAUUUCCCAUAUUCACAUCAACGCCUUCAUCCCUCUGGUCAAACUGAGACAUUUGAGCCUCUCUCAAAACUUUAUUACUAAUUUUUCUAAUAUCCUUGAUGCAGUCCAGCAUCUUCCACGCCUGGAGUAUCUUGAUCUUACUAACAACAGCAUCAUCUUCUUGGACCAAAGCCCCAGGACACUGCUUUCCUUGACCCAUCUGAGCCUGCAGAAGAACAAACUAAGCGAGUUAGAUUUCUCUGCUUUGUCUUUGCCAAAUCUGACCACUCUGGAUGUUUCCCAGAAUGGGCAAAAGGCCAUUCAGAAUGUGUAUGUAGAGACUCUGCCCCAGUUGAGCAGCCUGAAUCUCAGCGGAACGGUGGUGACGUUGGACACGAUACUGCCCAAACAUCUACAGAAUCUAAGGGCAGUGGACCUCAGCAACUGGGAGCCUAAGCAUGCUCACUUGAACUUGAGCAGAAUGUGUUGGCUCUUCAGAAACUUACCGUUACUGGAGGCUUUGGUUUUUCAGAAAAGCACCAUUGAUGCGGAGGGGGUGAGGCACCUUGCCAACUGCACCAGGCUUCUUUCUCUCGACCUGAGCCUGAGCACACAUCUGGUGCAGCUCAGUGGCAGUGAAUUCGUGGCUAUGCCCAGCCUCCAGGAGCUGAAUGUCAAGAUGUCCCAACUCACCUUGGUCAGGAACAGCACCUGGAGCUCCCUCCAGAACUUGACAUUCCUAGACCUGAGCCACAAUACAUUCACAUGGCUUCCGGAUUUUGCAUUUUCUCCCUUGAAGAGCCUACAGCAUCUCUCUCUUUCUCAAAAUCCCAUCACAGAAAUCAAUAAUAUGACUUUCAAGGGGCUGUAUUCACUGAAGGAGCUCAACUUGGCUUAUUGCUGGAUUGUGACUAUCAACAGACACUCCUUCACCCAACUCCCGAACCUGGAGAGCCUAGAUCUUGGAGGCAACAACAUCCGCACCCUGAAAUGCAGAACCUUUAACCCCCUGAAGAAGCUCCGCAUUCUGAUUCUCUCUCAGAACCGCCUGCAGAUCAUAGAGAAGCAAGCCUUCUACGGCCUCACUGACCUUUCUCACCUUGAUCUGACAUACAACAGCUUGUUGGGUUUGGCGACAGACUUCCUCUCGGCACUGGAAAGACUGGAAAUUUUGAAUCUCAGUUUUAAUAGAAUCACAUAUGAAAGUACCAAAACCUUGACAUUUCCUCCAUUUAGGAAGCUCAAGUAUUUGAAACAUCUCAAUUUAGAAGGACAGGUGCAUGGGAUUCAGGUUGUGCCAGUGAACUUUUUCCAAGGGCUGGAUGCCUUGCAGGAGUUGCUCCUGGGCAAAAACCCCCUGGUAUUCCUCGACCAUCUCCAGCUCGAUCCCCUGAGGAAUCUCACCAAGUUAGACAUCUCAGGAACACAAGCUGGAGACAGAAGCCUCUAUUUAAAUACAUCCUUGUUCAAAAAACUCAAAAAAUUAAAAGUACUGCACCUUGAAAACAACAACCUAGAGUCACUGACGCCUGGAAUGUUCUCUGGCUUGGAAAGUCUUCAGGUCUUCUCUUUAAGAUUCAACAGCUUGAACGUCAUUAAUCAAAGCCACCUGGAAAACUUGAAGUCUCUGAUGUACUUUGAUCUCUAUGGGAACAAGCUGCAGUGCAACUGUGACAAUCUGUGGUUCAAGAACUGGUCCACCACCACAGCCACCGUCCAUAUCCCCUACCUCCGGAGCUACCCUUGUCAGCAGCCAAAUUCUCAGAGUUUGCUCGUUGAUUUUGAUGACGCUUUGUGUAAUUUCGACCUGGGAAAGAUCUACUUCAUCUGUUCCUUCAGUCUAGUGCUUACAACCAUGGUCUUUUCCUGGCUCAGCGCCAAGAUCACUUCAUCACUGUGGUAUGGGCUGUACAUAUUUAGAGCCUGGUACGUAGCCAAGUGGCACAGGAAUGCAAAGGAGUUUGUCUAUGAUGCCUUUGUCUCUUUCUCUGCCACUGAUGAGCAGUGGGUAUAUGAAGAGCUUGUUCCAGCUCUAGAAGAAAGUGGCCAGCCUACCUUUAAGCUCUGUCUCCAUCACCGGGACUUUGAACCAGGGAUGGACAUCUUUGGCAAUAUCCAGAAUGCCAUCAACACCAGCCGGAAAACACUGUGUGUGGUCAGUAGCCACUACUUGCGCAGCGAAUGGUGUCGGCUUGAAGUACAGCUGGCCAGCAUCAAGAUGUUCUACGAGCACAUGGAUGUUAUUAUCUUGAUCUUCCUAGAAGAGAUUCCCAACUAUAAGUUGUCCAGCUACCACCGACUCCGGAAACUCGUGAGCAGACAGACGUUCAUCACUUGGCCAGACAACGCCCACGAAAGGCCACUCUUUUGGGCUCGCAUUAGAAAUGCAUUGGGCAACAGAACAGUGGAGCGAGACAAUGCGCAGCUCCUCGUGGCCGAGUAACCAGGAGCCUUGGGGCCUCAGAUCCGGCUGCCUAAUGUUUCCCAAGGUCGGGGGGGAGGGGGCUGAGUGUGACUAAAGGCACUGCUCUGCAGGGAGAAGGGCAUGGGUUACUCCAGAUCCUAACACCGGGCAUGAUUUGCAUCAUAUCUCAUUAGGCAACUGAAAGAAUGAAGGACGCUGCUUGAGGGAGCUUCAGCAAUAGGAUUUGACUCUUGGAGAAUCAGAUAUCUGGAAGGCACACCUUUAUAUGCAGAAGGAGGGCUUGGGUCAGCAGUCCUCUGAAAUUCUGGGCACCAGGGGGACCCUCAUAUGUGUUUGAGAACAUUGAUCAGCUAGUUUAUUCAAAACAGUUCCUGCAAAGAUAAAUUGAAUGGUAAUUCUUGUAAGAACAUGUCCCAAUAGAAACGCCACCUAUUGGGGCUUCAUGAAGGCCAAGACAGGAUUGCAUUGUACUCUCUGGUAGGAAAUAUAGGACUCCGAAGGCUUUUUUUUCUGUUAAGUCAGAGUGCAAGAGCUUGGAGGGUCUGAAUUUGGGUCCGUCCGUUUCCCUAUUGGGAAGCAACCUCGAGGGGCAAGCAAGGCUUCGUGACUCUACAUCGGAUUGCACGGCAGAAAUAAGUGCCACCAGCAGCUUUUGCUGAUUGUGUUUGCAGCAAGCCUUUUGUCUCUUUGUCCUGCCUUCUUCCGCUGGGUUCCUGCUUACCCGUAAGGUUCUGGGAAGCGUUUGUGAACAACAGAUCCUGAAAGGAAGAGUAUUUGCCAAGCAGGGGUGGCCAGGUGCUGGAGAGCCUUCUCAGCACCGCAGAGGAACCCCCUCCCCUCCCACAUCGCCAGGGCCCCAGGCAAAAGGUGCGCGAUUCAGAUAGAACUCCAUUUUGUUGGUGAUCAAAACUGACAGGCAUUUAUGUGAGAAGCUAUGAUUCAUCCACUGGGUGUUUGUGGGCUAAAUGAUUGGCAGCUACUACAUGACACACACAAGAAAUAGCACAUGACUCAAAUAGCACAUGACUCAUUGUGUUUAAAUGAAAUAAUCGGAUUUUGAGGUCCUGUUCGCCUAGCCUGGUGGAAAAUGAAAUAGCACUCAUUCCUUACCCUUACCUCCUGGCCUCUGGCUUGUUCUUAACAUUAAA